Morus notabilis is the source of this 2380-nucleotide messenger RNA. Its product is annotated as disease resistance-like protein DSC1. NCBI's taxonomy places the organism in Eukaryota, Viridiplantae, Streptophyta, Magnoliopsida, Rosales, Moraceae. The transcript is spliced from 6 exons. The coding region runs from base 78 to 2240 and encodes 720 amino acids. The record is from RefSeq and is a predicted model, not a curated record. Gene Ontology annotation, biological process: defense response.
UACCUAGAAAUCAAACUGUUUUCAAAGCUACUGGAGGAAAGAGAUCUAGAAAGUCCAGCCAACAGGGCAAAGUUCGGAUGCAUGAUUUGAUACAAGAGAUGGGUUGGGAAAUUGUUCGCCAACAAUCUAUUAAAGAUCCUGGCGAGCGUAGCCGGUUGUGGAUUCCUCACGACGUCUAUAAUGUUCUAAAAAACAACAGAGGAACCAGAGCAAUCGAAGGAAUAUACCUUGACAUGUCUAUGAUUGAUGAUGAUCUACACUUGAAACCUACAGUUUUCAACGAGAUGCAUAGACUGAGAUUGCUCAAGAUAUACAUUGCAAAUCAUUCUGAUGAUCAUAAAUUCAAAAUAUAUCUUACUGAAGGUCUGCAGUUUCUUCCUCCUUCCUUAAGAUAUCUUUGCUGGUAUAGCUACCCAUUAAAAUCUUUGCCAUCGAAUUAUGAGGGGGAAUAUCUCGUUGAACUUGACAUGCCCUGUAGCGAGCUUAAGCAACUUUGGAGUGGUGUACAGAAUCUUAGAAAUUUGAAGCGUAUUAAUCUUGGUUAUUCCAAACAACUCAUCAAACUUCCAGAUCUAUCUCGAGCUCCAAAGCUAGAAAGUAUUAAUCUUGAGGGUUGUAUAAAUUUAGUUGAAGUUCCUCCGCUUAAUUUCCAAGGAUGUUUUGGAUCUCUUACACUACGUGGUUGCAUUAAGAUUAAAUCACUCCCAAAGAUAUCGGGGAAUAUCAAAUACUUGAAUUUAGACGGGACUGGAAUAAAAGAAUUGCCCUUAUCAAUUGGGCGUUUAGAAAGUCUUGUGGAAUUGAGCCUUCGUGAUUGUCAACAUAUCAAGAAUCUUCCAACAGCUUCUUUUCCGAGAAAUAUACAAGUUUUAAAUUUGAGCGACUUGUCAAUAAAACAAGUGCCCUUAUCAAUUGGGUUGUUAGAAAAUCUUGUGGAAUUGAGCCUCGAAGGUUGUCAACAAAUCAAGAAUCUUUCAGCAGCUCUUCGGAGAAAUCUGAAAAUAUUGAAUUUGCAUUACUCAUCAAUAGAACAAGUGUCUUCGUCUUCAAUUGAGGGUCUUGAUUGUGUGAGGGAAUUUCGUCUUGGAGGAUGCAAAAUGCUUGAGAGUCUCCCAACUAACAUUUUUAAGUUGAAGUCUCUUCAAAUCCUUAAUCUUUGGGAUUGUUCGAGAUUGAAAAAAUUCACAGGGAUCCAAGUGUUAAGCAACGCAGUUAUAAUUGAAAAGUUUUUUGGGCUCCGUCGUCAAGAUAUGAGUUCGCGUAAAAAACUCGAGUUUGUCCCAAAAUGGAUUUAUUAUUUAAGUUGUCUAAAAUUCUUGUCCCGCCACGGGUGUUUGGAACCUGAACAUCUCCAAGUCAAGCAAUUUUCAUUGUUCUCUUUCGCCCGACUAGAUCUAGGUAACUGCAGUAUAGUAGAAAUUCCAAUUUGGCUGAGCCAUUUAUCCUCGUUAACCGUGUUAGGUCUAGGCGGGAACCCAUUUGAGAAUAUACCAUCAAGCAUCAUACAACUUCAUCAGCUGGAAAGACUCUUAAUUUGCGAUUGCAAGAAGCUCCGAUCUUUGCCACAACUUCCAUCGUCUGUUAGUGAUCUUGAUGCAAGUGGAUGUACUUCUCUGGAGACAAUAUCAAGUUCGGGUUGCUAUGGAUUAGACAAUAUGAAGGGCCUAAUUUUCAAAACAUUUUUGUUCCAAAAUUGCCGGAAACUAGGACGGAAUGCACGUAGCAUUUUAACUGAUUUCUUAUACGGAGUUGAUAAAUUGAAUUUGGGAGGAAGAGAUCAUUCAAUUAAAGUAUGUUAUCUGGGAAAUGAAGUUCCAAAGUGGUUCAGGCAUCAAGACGAGGGGAUUUCAACAACUAUGAAGCUUCCCCAUGGUUGGCAUAAUUCUAAUUUUAUGGGUUUUGCCUUUUGCAUUGUUGCUCCAAUAUUCCCAGUCGGCACAGUCUCCUAUUCUUCUAAGUACAAUGGGUUUAUAGAAAUUACGUUUGACUUACAUCUUAAAACCAAGUGCGGUCAAAUCCACAAAUAUGACAACACUUGCGGGGGUGAUUUCUGGAUCUACCCCGAUGAUAUUAGUUCAGACCAUGUGUUCGUGCGAUGCGUCACUAACAGCUUGUUCAACAGACAUCUUGAUGCAGUGGAGGCAUCAUUCCAUUUCAAAGCUAGAGUUUUUACGCACAAUGAGAAUUGUGAUUCGAUUGUGAAAAGGAAUGGAGUUGGGUUGGUAUAUGCAUGCAAAUGAUUGCUUUUGUGAUUGAGGAGGAGGAAUCAGCUGCUAUCAAGAACGACUCUGUUAUUAUCUAUCUGAAAGGAAGGUGAAAAGACAAACUUGAAUUCUGAUGUUGGAGAGAAUAUUUUCAGCAUUUUCAAAGAUUGAUAGGU